This is a messenger RNA of Xylaria bambusicola, 502 nucleotides long. RefSeq lists its product as uncharacterized. Bases 179 to 439 code for a protein of 86 amino acids. The record is from RefSeq and is a predicted model, not a curated record. NCBI's taxonomy places the organism in Eukaryota, Fungi, Ascomycota, Sordariomycetes, Xylariales, Xylariaceae. The transcript is spliced from 2 exons.
ACGUACGACGUAUCUGUGUGGGAGUUGGUACAUACCCGUAUACUACCUAUGUAGGUAGUGUAUGUAGGUAGGAUACCUUGCUGCAGGUAUCCAUGUUAUAGCCAUGAUAUAAACGAAACUGAACCUGGAAGUCGAGAACUUAGCUACACAGCAAGGCCGCCGACGAGUGCUUACAUGUAUGGUUAUAAGCAGCACGAGGGCCGUUCCGCACCUCUUGGUCCUCCUUGUCCGCGGGCUCCUUGGCUGUUACACGUAUAGGUAUCUAGGUUAUAGGUACACACAAGGUAUACAAGAUAUUACCUACACUACCGUACAGAUAGGUAGAUAUCCAAGUACGAGGCAGUUGCUUUUUUCCAGCUCCGUCAUUGGACACCGACAGCUCUGCUGUGAUGGCGGCGAUAUUGUCGAUAGACACAUACAAAUAAAAACAAAGAUGUGAGACACUCGGUGUGAAGCCUGGUGUACAGUAGGCAUUACGUAGGUUCGACCUGGCCCGCGCCAC